Messenger RNA from Plasmodium relictum, 8070 nucleotides. RefSeq names its product reticulocyte binding protein, putative. The record is from RefSeq and is a predicted model, not a curated record. Bases 1 to 8070 code for a protein of 2689 amino acids. Lineage: Eukaryota; Apicomplexa; Aconoidasida; Haemosporida; Plasmodiidae. The transcript has 2 exons.
AUGUGGAUAGUUUGCUUUACUUUUCUUUAUACCUUUUUUGGUGGUUUAAGUUAUGGUAAUAAAUUUAAAAUAUCAUCAAAUGCAUAUAAAUCUACUGCAAGCAAAUUAUCACUAUAUUUGGACUUAAGAGGAGACAAGGAAUUAUAUAAUAAUACUAAAAAAGAGUAUAAUAACAAUAAAAGGAAAAAUGGGAAAGUUUCCAAUUUUCAAAUUGAUAAAUAUAAAAAAAAAGUAGAUAAAUUAAAAAAUGAAGAUGAAACAAAAUCAUAUUUAUCUAAGAAUGCAUUAUUAGAAAACAUGAAAAAUUCUAUAAUUAGAGCAAAAUCCCCACAUUUGGUAAACAUAAAAAAAAAUAAUCCAUAUUUAUUUGAAAUGCAUAAUAUCAAAGAAAAAAAAAUAAAGAAAGAAUUGAAUAAUAUUACAAAUUCUUUUAUUCAAACUAGAAACGUAUUAUCUGUUCCAGGGUAUAUUUUAAGUGGUUACAGUUAUUUUACUAUGGAUAUUGAUGAAAUGUAUACUAGAGUAAAAAAAUUUUACAUUAAAGCACGUACUUAUCAAAGCCUUCAAUCUUAUUUUAUACUUCGUGAUUAUACUAAGAAUAAAUAUAUAAAUUUAGCAGAAAGAAUUAUUAAUGAAUUAAUUAAAAAGACUAAUGAUGCAAUAAAUUUCUAUGAAUCAGCCAGAGAUGAUAUGAGAAAAAGACUAAAUAAUUUACAACAACUUCAAAAUAACACAAAGCAGAAUUACUUAUAUAAUAUAGAGCUUGAUGAAUUUAAUAGAAAAAAAGAAGAAAAUAUAGAUAAGGCAAGAGACCUUCGUGAUAGUUGUAAUAUUAUAAAUGAAAAAGCUUACGAAAUAAUAAAAUCUUGCAUAGUUUCUUUGGGUGCUUCUAAAGAUUUAAGAAGCAAUUAUAAGAAAGAAAUUGAAAAUUUUGUAAAGAUGAGUAGUUCGAAUAAUAAAGAUCAUGAAGACUUUUUAAAGGAAAUUGAAAAUUUCUUGAAUACUGAUAGUAAUAUAGUAAAAUUUAAACAAGGAAAAUUUGAUCAAUGUAAUAUUAAAUAUCAAAUUAAACCGCUAAUAGAAGAAAUUUCUGACAUUGAAGCAAUUUAUAAAGAAAACUUAAGUGUUAUUAAAAAAAAUCAAAAAAUAGUAUUAGAUAGAAAUAAUUCUAGAAAUGAAUUGGAUAAAUUCCAAUUGAAUGCAUAUAAUAGUUGGGAAAUUGUGCAGCUGGUAUUGAGUUCCACUGACGCCUUUUAUUCAAUUCAAAGUUCAGAAGAAUGGAAUUUAAAAUUAAGAGAAAAAUUUAAAAACAAAAAAAAAGCUAUUUAUGAUUUAUUCUUAGACAUAGCAAAAGAAUUAGAAAGAAAAAUAAAUUCUCUAGUUUAUCCUGAAGAAGUAGAAUCAGAAAGUGAAAAAAAUAUUUUAAAUUCCAAAGAGAUAUUAAAUAGUGUAGAAUUCACAAUGACUGAAAAUUCAAGAAGUUUAGAAGAAUUAUCAAAUAAUUAUCAUAGUGCAACUUUUUCUGGCAUUAAAAAAGAUCUUGCUGAAUUGUAUGCUGAAGUAAUCAUAUAUAAUAAUAGUAUGGUAGAUAUAUUUAAUUCUAUGAAUGAGAAAAAUAAUUCUAACGAAUAUUCAAAGGUAAAGAUAAAAAAUAUAAAAAAUAAUAAAGUAUCAAUUCAAGAAAAUAACAUAGGAAAUACUAUAGAUAAUCUAUCAAAUGUAAAAGAAAAUAUUGAAAGUGAAAUAACACUGGUAAAUAGUAGAUUUAAUGCGUUAAAGCAAAAUUAUGUAGAAAUUCAAAAUUUUAAAGAUAAAAUUGAUCAAUUAAAAACAAAAAUACAAGAAAAAAAUAGUGAAAUCCAAAAGUUAAAGAGAGAAGAAGACAAAAGUAAGAAAAUAACAAUAGGGGAGAUUAAGAAAGAAUUGGAAAAAAUGAAUAGAAACAUAACAUAUCUGAACAAAAUUAUGAAUUUAAAAGAAAAAGAAAAUGAAGAUCUUAAGAUAAUUGAAAAAUUAAUUAAUGAAGCAUCAUGUGAUAUGAGUAAAUACAUAGAAAGAAAAAAAAAUGCAAAUGAAAAAAUUAAUUUAGCACUAAAUGCCCUAAUUAAUAAUGGGAAACUUGAAGCAUAUAAAGAAAUAUUACAUUUUGUAGAUGAAAAAAAAAGAUUAGAUUAUGCUUCAUAUGAUUUUGAUAAUGUUAAUGAAAUAUUAGAAGAAGUAAAACGAAAAUCUACUAAAAUAGAUAGUAUUAUCAGCGAAACUACAUCUAUUAUGCAGAAUAACGUAGAACCAGAAAUAAAUCAAAUCAAUCAACUUAAAAAUGAUGUUUUAAUCAAAUUAACUGAAGAUCUAUACAAUAAAAUGAAAAAUUCAUUUGAAAAUUUUAGUGAGAUAUUGAAUUCAAUAUUUAGAAGUAUAGCUAAAUAUGAAAAAAAAAAAGAAAUACUAAAAAGUUAUGAGCAUCAUAUAAUGGAAAAAAAAAAAGAAUUUUUAAAUAAAUUCGUUGAAGAAGAUUAUGAAAUUCCAAAUGGAGAAAAUAUUCUUCAAGAAAUUACAGAUCUUCAAUCAACUAAUUUUAAUGAAAAAAAUGAAAUAAAUAAACAAAUUAUUAAUGCACAAAAUAUUGUAAGUACUCUAAAGGAACAAUUAGGAUUAUGUAAACAUAUAGAAAUAUUUUUUGAUAAUCUCAAAGACACUAAAAUUGAUAAUUUCAAAGCUUUAAAACUACGUAUUAAUGAAGCAAAAAUAGAUAAUUUAGAUGAAUACCAGGAAAGAUUUAAUGGUAUAGUUAGUUCAAUAGAAAAUAGCAUGGAAAUGAUUAUUUUCUUAAACAAAGUUAUAGAAGCCGUUAAAAAUUUAAAUAAUGUUAUAAAUGAAUCUAAUAAGAACUGUGAUAUUAUUAAGGAAUUAAGUAUAAAUAUAAACAUUAUAAAAGAAAAAAUAGAUGAAGAAAUUGAUACAAUUAAUAAAGAGACUUUAAUAGAAGAUGACAUAAAAAACAAAUUUUUGAUCAACUUAGAAGACAAAAAAAGAGCUAUAGAGAAUAAAAAAAUAAAAAUUGACAGUUUAGGGGAAGAAUCAAAUUCAUUAUUAACAUCUUCUGAGAUUUUAAAAGAGGGUAUUGCUAAUAUUAAAUAUAUUGGAGAUGUAAAACCCUAUUUAGAAAAUGCAUUAAAUAAAAAAAGAGUGAUGUUAGAUAUUUCAAGUACAAUAAAUGAUAUAAAAGUAACAAAUGAUAUUUUGUAUAAGGAAACAGAUGAUAAUAUUAAAAAUAUAAAGACUCAAAUUGUAGAAUUAAUAUAUGGCCACAUAAUUAAUUUGAAUCAAGAAAUAAAUAAUGAAAUAAACAGAAAUUUGAAUAUUUUAAAUAAAACAAAACAGGUAUUUGAAAAUUUCAGUUUUGAAAUUAAUGUAGAAAAAGAUAAGAUAAAUAAUAGCAAACAAAAAAUAAAUUCAAUAACACAAAAAAUUAACGAACUAAUAAAUAAAAUUAAUGAUAAUAAAGAAAAAUUAAUAGAUAUUCAAAGAAAAUCUAAAGAGCAUGUUGAUAUAGUUAAUAUAAUAAAAGAAAAUAAUAAAAAUUUAAAUGACAAAAAAAGCGAUAUGAAAAAUCAUUAUGAAGAAAUUAAAAAAAUCUUGGAUGAAUUAAAUACAGUAAAAAAAGAAUUAGAAUCCUUAAUAAAAGAUAUGAAGGCGUCAAAAUUAGAAUAUGAAAGAGCAAUAGUAUGCGAUAUUGUGCAACUAAUAAGUGAUGAAAAAAGGAAAUCCGAAGAAGAAAUGCUGAAAAUUGAUGAAUAUAGAAAUAAAAUUGAAGAAUUAAAAAAAAACUCAGAAUUCACAGAAAAUGAAUCAAAAAGUUUUAAUUAUGAAGAAUAUCUUAAUAAAGCUAAAAAAAAUCAAGAAAAAAUAGAUGAAUUAGAAAAAAAAGCUAAUAAAUUAAAAGAGGAGGCUUCUAAUUCUGAAAUAGAAAGUAUUGAGAAUAUAAAAAUGAAAGUUGAACAAAAAAUAAAAGAUAUUUUGAUUUACAGAAGUGAAAUAUGUGAUGCAUUAAAUGAAAUCAAAAGCAUGGAAAAUUUGUUAAUGAUGAACCAAUUUAAAAGCAUUGUGGAUGACUUAAAAGAGAAUAUAAGGAAGGCCAGAGAAGAGAAUGAAAAUUUAAAAAGUGAGCUUAAAAAAUCAGACAGUACAAAAAAUUUAAUAUUAGACAAUUUUCAAAAAGCAGAACAAUUAAAAAGCUUAAUUAUUAGUAAUUCUGAAGAAAAUGUUAUUGAUGAAAAAAUAGAUGAAAUUAGGAAAAUUAAAGAUGUUAUAAUAAAUAAUAUAAGAAAUAUGGGUAUAUUUUCAAUAGAAGUUGAAAAAAGUAAAGGGGCAUCCGCAUUAUAUUUUCAUAAUAUAGUAAGAGGGAAAAAUAAAAUAGAUUAUUUGAAAAAUCAUAAUCAAGAUAAAGAGAAAAAUAUAACAAAAUACAUUAUUGAAGAAGUAAAUGGAUUCGUAAAUGAGUCUGAAGGUUAUUCAAAUGGGGCGAAUAGAGAUGCACAAACUUUUAACGUAAGUCAUGAAAUAAUUUCAAAGUAUGAAAAUAAGAUUAGUGAUCUUUUAAACGAAUCUUUAAUUUUAGCAAAAAAAAUAAAGAUUGAAAAAACAAAAAAUGAUUCAAAAAGAACUCUGAAAGAAAUCCAAGAUGAUUAUAUUAGUAUUCAGAAAUCAUUGGAAAAAUCAAAGGAAAAAUUAAACGAAUUGAGUAAACAAGCUAAAAGCGUAAAAAAAGAUAAUAAUGAAGCAAAUAAUGAAAAAUCCAUAAUUGCACUUAGAGAAAUAGAAAUGAUCAAAACAGAUAUAAAUAGCGUUCUAUCAUAUAUAGAAAUAAUAAAAAAAGGCAGAAAACAUGUUCUGAGUAUAGAUGAAAAUAAAGUGGAGUUGCUUUCAACACUUCAUGAGAGUGAAGAAAAUGAUUUAUUGGGUAGAUUAAAAAAAGAACAAAAUAAUUUAAGAAAUGCUUUAGAAAUUUUAAAAGAGAUUAAAGAUGAAAAAAACCUUUUAAAUCAUGAAUUUCAUAAAUUAAUAGACAUAGAAAGUAAAAUUAAUAGUAUAGAAAAUAAAUUGGAAGAUAAUAAAAAAUCUUAUGAAGAAGGAAUUUUGCAAGAGAUUAAAAAAUUGGCUGAUCAAGACAAGGAACAUAUUGUGUCCAUGAAAAAUUCAAUAAAUCUAAUGAUUGAUACUUCAAACUCUCUUUUUAACAAAUUUAAAUUAAAUGAAAAUGAUAUACGGCGACAAUUUGAAGAUUAUGGAAGUAAAAUGAAGGAAAUAGAAAAUAAUUUUAAUGAGUCUUAUAAAGCAAUUGAAAAUUUUUUAGUAGAAGUUAUGAAAUCCUCUACAAGUUAUAACGAAGCAAAAAACAAAAGGAAAGAAUCUCAAAAAGAAAAAAAAAACCUCCAUGGAAAAAAAGAGGAAAUGAAAACAUUAUUGAAUAGUAUCAGCAAUAUUAAAAAUAUCUUGAUUUUUAAAUUAAUAACUAAUAUGAAGAAAGAUUUAAAUAAAAUGAAUGAACUUUUUGAGAACGAUUACUCAAAAGUGAUAGAAUAUAUUAAAGAGAUAAAAAAAAAAGUUGAAAAUAUAAAAAAUUCAGAUGAUGUUAAUGUUGCUUUAAAUGAUUUAGAUAUAGCAAAAAAUAAAGUUAGUGAAAUAAAAGAAAUUAAAAAAAUUUAUUUUAGUUAUAAAAACAAAGCAGAUAUAAUAUAUGGUAAUUUGAUUGAAAUAGCAAAAUUUAUUGAUACUAAUAGAGAAACAAAACCAAAAUUAGAAGAUUAUAAUACUAUUAACAAUUCUAAAGAAAUUGUUUCUAAAAUACUAAAGAAUUUAGAUGAUAUAUAUGAAAAAGAAAAGGAAAGUGAAAACCUCUUUACAAAAGCUAAUAGUUUUUAUGAACAAGUAAAGUUAAGAGAAGAAUUAAAAAAAAUAAUUAAUGAAACAAAACAAAAGAUAGAUGAAACUUUGUACAAAAUAGAAUCUACCUUUGAUAAAUUUAAAAAAAUAAAAGAACUAAGUGUUGAUGAAAUAAUUUAUGAUGAAAUCUUUAAAAAUUAUAUAGAUCAUAAGAAUUUAAAAGAACUUACAAAUUCAUAUAGGGAAAAAUCUAGUAAAAUAAAAAAUGAAUUAAAAAUAGAUGAAAUGAAAAAAAGUAUUGAUUUUAAUAAAAAAUCUUUAGAUUAUAUAAAAAAAACUGUUUAUACAACAAAAGCAAGUGAAUCUUCUAUUAAUAUAUUGGAUCAAGCAAGAUUUGAUAUCAUUACACUUAUAAAUAAUGUAGAUAAUGCAUAUAAAAACACUUUAGGAAUAAAUUCAUCCUAUAAUGAACUACUGAAAUUAGGAAAAAAUUGCAAAUUAUCUUUGCUUUUCUCAAUUGUUUCAUCUCUUGAUGUUGAAAUAUCUAAAGACACAUUAAUAAUUCAAAGAAAAAAAAAUGAUAUUGAAUUAAAAGUAGAAUAUAUAAGAAAUAAUUAUGUCUCCAUAACUAGAGACAUCAGCAUUUUAAAUGAGUAUUCGAGUAAAAAUCAAAUUAAUAAAUAUGACUCAAAUAAUGUUGAAGACGUAAAUCAGUAUAAAGAAAAUUUUAAAGAAAUGGAACAAAGAAUAAUGGAAACCAUUGGUAGUAUAAAAGAAAUAUUUUUAACUAUAAAUAAAAAAAAAAAUGAAAAUGAUGUUAACAAAUCUUUAAAGGAGUUGAAAGAUCUUUAUAAAAAGUUCAAAAAUGAAAAGAAAGAUAUAAACGAUAUAUAUAAAAAUAUAAAUAAUGUAAAACUAAAAGAAAUGGAAAAAGAAGCUCAAAAAUUAGUUGAAAUAUCAAAAUUAUAUAAGAAUAUAAUAGAUGUUGUAAAAGAAAAAUUGUUAGAUAAUGGAAAAAAGUUAAAGAAAAUUGAAGAUUCUAUAAGAGAAAGAGAACAUGAAUUAUUUCGUAUUGAAUAUGUAUAUGCACAGGAAUAUAUUCAAAAAGUAAAUAAUAUUUAUGAAGAAGUUACACAUGUAAUUAGUAAAAUAAGUGAAUAUGAAAAUAACAAGAAUGAAAAUAAUAAAAUUAUGAAGUAUGAGAAACAUAUUGUACAUUUAAUAGAAAAGACAAAAUUUUUAUUAGAAAUAGCCGAAUUAUAUCAACAUGAAAAUGAUUACGAUUUAUCAGAAGAAGAAAAUAAUAAAAGAUUAUGUGAAGUAAAUAAUUAUUUAGAAAGUAUUAAGAGAAAAACAAAUGAAUCAAAAAAAGAAUUUGAGAAUAUGUUGAGUAAUAUAAAGCAAACUAAGGAAAUUUUGUUUAACAACAAUAAUGUUCUUCAUGACAUUUAUAAUAUUACAAAAAAUGUAAAUGAAAUAAAAGAAAAUUAUCCAAAGAAAGCAAUUGAACAAGACAUAGAAAGAAAAAUAAGGAAUCAUUCAAAUGAAAUUAAAAAAAUAAUAAAUGAAAAUAGAAACGAGAUAGAUAAAGGGAUAAGUAGUAUUCAAAAUAGUAAUGGACGAUUGAAAAGACAACAAUUAAUAAUUAAAAAUGUAAUGAAGAAAAUCAAAGAAGAAAAAAAAAUAAUGGAUACAUUAUUUGAUAGGAUAUCAGCAAGUGAUAAUUCAAACAUAAAUCCGAAAAUAAAAACUUGCUUAGAAGAAGCAGAAAAAUUAAUUAAAGAAUUAACUCAUAAAAUAGAUCAGAUAGAAAACUUAUUAAAAGGAAAUUAUAUUAAAAUAGAUAAAUUAAAAGAUAGAAAUAAUAUAACGAUAAAAAAAAGUAUUAUUAGAAAUUCUAAACAUGAUAAACAAAAAAGGGAAUCGGGUGAAAAAAGUAAUGAUGAAGAAAAUGGAAAAGAGAAGAAUAAUUCAUUUUAUACUAAAAAUAAAUUUGCAGGAGCAAUACUAUGUUUAUUUAUUUGUUCUAGUGCAUUUUUUGCUGCUUUUAAUAAACAUCAAGAAUAUAAUACUGAAAUAAAUAAUUUAUUUGAAGACAGUGGAGACAAUAAAAAUGACAAUAAUUCCUUUGAUAUACAUAAAGAAGAUGCAAUUGAUGUUACUUUUAUUGAAGAUGAAAUUACUUAA